Messenger RNA from Rubroshorea leprosula, 2261 nucleotides. NCBI's taxonomy places the organism in Eukaryota, Viridiplantae, Streptophyta, Magnoliopsida, Malvales, Dipterocarpaceae. The record is from the annotation of a GenBank genome assembly.
AAUUUCUUUUCUGAAGCAUUUUUCUUCUAUUGGCUAUGAAAAAUUCGUGAAGGAAAAUCAGAUUCUUCCUCCUGGGUUUUGCAGUUUCGCUUUUGUCUUUUGACCUUCAUCUUCUCUAUUCCGGUUCGAAAUGCUUCAACACCAGAUAGUGCAAUCUCCGGCGAGGCUCGGCCUCACCAAUCCCAAUUCUCCCUCUCUUCAGACCUCUACUCCUCCCAGAUUCCCAUCUUCUCAACAACCAUCGCAACAGCAGCAGCAGCAGCAGCCGUCUCAGCACCCCAUCCACCCCAAUCUCUCCGCCCCUGCCGCCUCCUCCAAUCUCCUCUCCUAUCUCCCUCCACUCCCCAGAGCUCAAGUUCUACUCCUUCAAAUGGCUUCUUUAGUCUCUAAACUCUUCGAAGUCUCCCCUAAUCGGUCCCUCUGGCUCUCCGCCCUCCGAGGUUCUUUCCCGACUUUCCUCUCUUCGCAAAUCCAAUCACACCCACCACCCGCACUUGAAUCUACUCCCACUUCCACCAAAGAAGUCAUUGCCUUGUUUACUUCCCUUCAAACCCAUCUCUUCGAAGCUGUUGCCCAACUCCAGGAAAUCCUUGAUCUACAGGAUUCCAAGCAGAAAUUUGCCCGGGAAAUUAAGUCUAAAGAUGCUUCACUUCUUUCUUUUGCUAAUAAACUGAAAGAGACAGAACGGAUUCUUGAUAUGCUUGCUGAUGAUUAUUCUGAUUAUCGGCGGCCUAAGAGAUUGAAACCGGAUGAGGAUGGUGUGGACGAUGAUGAUUCGUCUUCUUCUACUAGUACCACUACUGUUGCGUCUCAAUUGAAGUUGUCAGAUAUUUUGUCAUAUGCUCACAGGAUUAGUUAUACCACUUUUGCACCGCCAGAGUUUGGUGCUGGACAGGCCCCUCUUCGUGGGGCACUCCCACCUGCCCCUCAGGAAGAGCAAAUGCGUGCUUCUCAGCUAUACAACUUUGCUGAUCUCGAUGUUGGUUUGCCUAAAACGGAUAAGGCUAAGGAGAAAACUAUUGAGCCGUUCAUGGAGCCGCCACCUCCAGUGGAUGCUGACCCAUUUUCACAAUUGAAGGCCGCUCUUAAAGUCCCCCCAGGCUGGAAACCUGGGAUGCCUGUGGAUUUGCUGGAUUUGCCAUUACCAUCAUCACUACCCCCGUUGGAGUCUUUGCCUGUGCGACCUACUCCACCUCCAGUAUUGCAGAGGCCACCUGAAACCAUUCAAGUUAGACAUGUUGACCUGGAAAUUGGGGAUACUGAUGAUGACAGCAGUGACUAUAGUGGUGAUGAGUCAAGCUCCGAUUGAUAGGGGAAUUGUUUGGAUCUUUGAUAGUUUGAAACUCAAGUUAGUGCACUAGCAGAUGGCAAAUCAUUACUUUUCGAAGAAAAGAGGUAGUUUGAGUUCCAUUUGAUGCUUUCUUUUAUCUCAGAUAAUAAAUGAUGCACUGCAUUGGAUGUAUGAGUAAUCUCAUUGCAUUCAACAUACAUUACUUUUAACAGUAAUCUCACUGCAUUCCUUGGCCUGACCAACAUGUAGUCCUUUAACGGUAAUCUUAUUGCAUUCCUUGAAAUGUAAGUGUUUCCUUUGAUGUUUCUUAAUGGAAAUUCGAAAGUUACGUUUCUUGACUCAUCACAUUCGGUAGAGUGUUGCCAAAUGCAUAUAAAUAGUGGAUGAUGAUAGGGUAGGAAAGCAACUAUUUUUCAGUUCUUAGGCAUCAAAAUUUUUGCCUGCAGAGGUUGUUGGGAUCUAUCAGUGUUUGAGUUUGUUUUGAUAUUAUUAUGAGUUUAGUGCUAGGAGUCUAUGAUAGUUCAUAGUUGCUUAUGCUAAGAACUUUGUUAGCAGAUUGAAAUCAUGGUAGCAGUAUUCACACCACUGAUAUUUCAAAAAGAAAAAGAACAGAGAUAUACCUAAACCAGAGAAGUGAAUAUGUAUGUAGGAUACCAUGCCUCAAUGACUGAAAUGAAUAAGGGAUACACUAAACGUGAUUUUUGUUAAACUUAAUAAACGGGUCAUGUGUCAGAUGAUACUUCAUUAUGAUUCAAUUGUUGCAGUUUGAUUGGCAUUCAAAGGUGUAAUCGGCUCUCUUUAAAGGGCAGCAACAUGGUUCCUUGACAGUUUUGGAAGAGUUUCUUGAAUAAAAUGUUAUGUCUCAAGAAAAUAGUAUAGAACUGCAACUUAAGUAACUCUAGUGGAACACAUUGCGGAACAAGAUAAGAAAAAUGGAUUCUGAAUUCUGAAAUCAACCGAUGUUCCAUUA